ACAAAAUUCCCUGUGAAGUUGGAGCCAUUUCAGUUAAACAUCGUUGACGUGCUCAAAUCGUAUUGGUCUCUUCCCCAAUCAAACGGAAAAUCCACAAUCCUCCCACCUUUUAGGGUUUCCUCCGCCCCUCUCUCUCUCUCUCUCUCUCUCUCUCCCGUCGGUGCAUUUGCCCGGAGAAUUCAUUUCUCCGACAAUAUUUCACCGACCAAGGCUUCUCUUCGGCGACUUUCUUUCAAAUUCAAUCGUAUCUGCACGAUUUCGAGGCAACCACUCUCUUCUCCUCAUCGUCAGCCUGCUGAUUUGUCUUGAUCUUACUUGGACGAUAAAGUUGAUUCCGAUUGAUUUCUUUUAAAGUUUUACGUUGAUUGAUAUAUCAACAGGCUUUGUUGGAGGGGAACGAUUUUAGGGAUUAAAAGAGGGGUAGGAGCUUGUGUUGGUCGCUAGUGGAAAUGACUAGUCAAAGUGGUUCGUCGAGGAGAAGUCUGUCGUUGUCAAAUUCCUCAUUACAGGGCAAGAAGAAAGCAUCUGAAAAUGGCGGAGGAGGUCCUGAAUCUGCAAGAAAAUCAUUUGCAGCCUCUCGAUCAUCUUUAGGACUGACUGGAGAACGCACUGUAAAGAGGUUGCGGCUGUCAAAAGCCCUUACAGUGCCAGAAACUACAACUAUUUAUGAGGCUUGUCGUCGAAUGGUAGCUCGUAGAGUUGAUGCCUUGUUGCUAACUGACUCUAAUGCUUUACUCUGUGGAAUCCUCACGGAUAAGGACAUAGCGACUAGAGUCAUUGCUCGUGAGAUUAAUCUUGAGGAAACCCCUGUUUCUAAAGUUAUGACUAGGAACCCUGUAUUUGUUCUAUCUGACACACUUGCUGUGGAAGCCCUUCAAAAAAUGGUACAAGGGAAAUUCAGACAUUUGCCAGUUGUAGAGAACGGAGAAGUUAUUGCUCUACUAGACAUCGCAAAGUGUCUAUAUGAUGCUAUAGCUCGUAUGGAAAGGGCAGCUGAAAAAGGCAAGGCUAUUGCUGCUGCGGUCGAAGGCGUCGAGAAAAAUUGGGGAGCAUCCAUCUCUGGUUCUAACUCUUUUAUUGAGACACUUAGGGAGAGGAUGUUUAGGCCUUCUCUAUCUACAAUUAUUCCAGAGAAUACAAAGGUUUUAACAGUUUCAUCAAGUGACACAGUGUUAGAGGCGACAAAGAAGAUGCUUGAAUUUCACUCCAGCUCUGCUGUUGUAAUUGUUGAAGGCAAACCUCGAGGAAUUUUAACGUCAAAGGAUAUUUUGAUGAGGGUAAUAGCACAAGGUCUACCUCCUGAUUCAACUACCGUGGAGAAGGUCAUGACUCCUAAUCCAGAGUGUGCGACAGUUGAUACACCAAUUGUUGAUGCUUUGCAUAUUAUGCAUGACGGGAAGUUUUUACACCUUCCUGUAGUAGAUAGAGAUGGAGAUGUAGUUGCUGUUGUUGAUGUAAUCCAUAUUACUCACGCAGCUGUUGCUACAGCAGGGAACAGCGCUGGAGUUAACAAUGAGGCAGCAAACACUAUGAUGCAAAAGUUUUGGGAUUCUGCCAUGGCCUUAUCUCCCAAUGAUGAAGAUGAUAGGAGUGAAGAAGGUUCCUUGAAAUUGGCUUCUGAAGCAGAGACAGCGAAAUCUCUUCCCUAUCCUUCAUCUGGGCUGGGAAACUCCUUUGCUUUCAAAAUUCAAGAUAUGAAUGGUCGAAUGCAUAGAUUUGCUUGUGAUGCUCACAGUUUAACAGAUCUAACAACUUCAAUCCUUCAGAGGAUGGGGGAUGACAUUGAUCGUGAUAAACUGCCUCAAAUCCUGUAUGAAGAUGAAGACCAUGACAAAGUUGUGCUGGCAUCAGAUAGUGAUCUUAUUGCUGCUGUGGACCAUGCAAGAUCAGUUGGCUGGAAGGGGUUGAGAUUGCAUUUGGAUUAUUCAGGGGCGCAGGGCCGUAGGAGGGCUUCUCGUACAGAGAGUUUGGAUUAUGAUCAUAAAGAUGCAUGGGCCGCCGCGUACAGUGCGGUUGCAGCCAGUGCUGCCCUAGUAGCUGGACUAGGGGUGUUGGCAUACUUGAGAAGAGCCGGUAACUAAAUUCCAUAUGAGCACUUGACUGUUUAUAAAAUGAUUUGGGACUGGUAGGCAGGAGGGAAUUUGAAGCCAAAAAACUGGAUUUGGUCAGAGGAGGCUACACAUAUUGUUGUGCUUAAAAGUGCAUAUUUUGUAUACCAAAAAGGGGAAUGCCCAUGUUUUUGGUGUAAUAAACAAAAAGGGAAAAGAAAUCUCUUGUUUGGUGAUUUUUCUGCCAUUUUGUAUAAAAAAAAAAACAAUCAACCUUCAUGCUUGGUUAUUGCCGCCCACAAUAAAAAGUUUGAAGGUGAUGAUGAAAGCCAAUCACAGGUAGGUACAUACGCACUUUAUGUAUCUAUUGAUUAUUUUUGGAUCUGGUUUUAUAUACAAUGAAAAAAACUAUUGGUAGAUUA
Messenger RNA from Carica papaya (papaya), 2470 nucleotides. RefSeq names its product CBS domain-containing protein CBSCBSPB5-like. Gene Ontology annotation, molecular function: protein binding. The record is from RefSeq and is a predicted model, not a curated record. NCBI's taxonomy places the organism in Eukaryota, Viridiplantae, Streptophyta, Magnoliopsida, Brassicales, Caricaceae.